AUGUUACUAUGUAUUAACUGGUUGAAGCCUUUCCUUGCCUUGUUGUUUUCCACCUUGCUUAAACAAGGCCAGAAUUGUCCAACCAGCUGUUUGUGUCCAGACCACCACACUGUGAACUGCUCUGGCCAAGGUCUAACUGGAGUACCAGAUUCCAUUCCUCUGGACGUUCGCCGUCUCCUACUAUCCAACAACUGGAUUCCAUGGAUCCCUUCUGACUUCCUGGUCCUUUACACAGAUCUGGUGUAUUUGGACCUAAGGAAUAACUCCCUUUCCCAGCUGGAGCCAGGGACCUUGAGCACUUUUUCAAGAUUAGUCUUCUUGGACUUGGGAAACAAUAACCUGACUGAAAUCCCCUCAGGAACAUUUGGGGAAUCAAGGAGUCUGAUUAAACUACGACUAGGGGACAAUCCCUAUCUAACUAUGGUAAGCAGAGAUGUUUUUACAGGGUUGACGUCUUUGAGGGAAUUGGAGCUGGAGAGGAAUGGUCUCACAGGGCUGGAUGUCAGGGUCCUGGAACUUUUGCCCUCCCUUAACAUGGUGCGUUUGGAGGGCAACCCCUGGCUUUGCAACUGCCACUUUGCCAAAUUGUUUGUAUGGCUGACAAAUAAUCAGCAUAAGCUCCCAACAGGUUUGGAAGGGAUAGAUUGCACCCUGCCUCUGGAUGGACGUCGGGUACCACUGAGUUUACUUUCUGAAGACAGUUUCAGACCGUGCCAUAGGAUUCUCACCCUCGCUGACUACCUCAUUGUCAUCUUUUCUGGCAUCUGUGUUUCUGUGGCUGCCAUCAUGGCCAGCUUUUUUCUUGCUUCCACAGUCCACUGUUUCCAGCGUCUUAGCAAAAUCAGUAAAGGAGAUGAGGGAGAAGGAAAUGACUGAUGGUCACAGAAGAAGGGGAAAUGGAUUAUUAGGAGCAUGCCAGUAUCCAAUAAGAAAGCUCAACAAAAAUGAGAGCAAACUGGAGAAGGUGAAAAUGCUGUGUUAAAUAAUACUGCCAUGAAAACACAGGAACAGAAAAACCUUUAGCAGAU
Messenger RNA from Pundamilia nyererei, 1028 nucleotides. RefSeq names its product leucine rich repeat containing 38a (gene lrrc38a). Gene Ontology annotation, cellular component: plasma membrane. Gene Ontology annotation, molecular function: protein binding. Lineage: Eukaryota; Metazoa; Chordata; Actinopteri; Cichliformes; Cichlidae. The record is from RefSeq and is a predicted model, not a curated record. The coding region runs from base 1 to 876 and encodes 291 amino acids. The transcript has 2 exons.